AUGGGUGUACGUGGUUUCAAGAUUGACCGUGGUGAGGAAAGCGAGAUACCGUAUGCCGAGCAGAACCGGCAACAUAACCUCUUCCUGGCUCUGUGUGACGAGGUGCAGGACCAAGAAACCCUCAUCAGGCUCUGCCAUGGGGUUACUGCUGCUGGCCACAUGGAAAGAGGAUGGGCGGUGUACUACCUCUCCAUCGUCUCUGCGCCCAAGGAACCUGCAUUAUCGCUGUCAAUCCUGCACGACAAGCCCAUUGACGAAAACAUGUACAACUUCGCUUUUUGA
Messenger RNA from Sporothrix schenckii 1099-18, 282 nucleotides. RefSeq lists its product as uncharacterized. NCBI's taxonomy places the organism in Eukaryota, Fungi, Ascomycota, Sordariomycetes, Ophiostomatales, Ophiostomataceae. The transcript is spliced from 3 exons. The record is from RefSeq and is a predicted model, not a curated record. Bases 1 to 282 code for a protein of 93 amino acids.